AUGGCGUCGAACGUUUUGGAUCACCUAGAGAAGGAAAGUGAAGCCAAAGAAGAAAAGGGAGCUGCCGGCACGUCUCCUGACUUUUUGGAGAGCCCACCUCGAAAGGCGAAGAGCCACCGUCUCCUUCGUCUCGGCGGGGAGGAAGACCACGGGGAGGAGGAAGCUGGGCCGCUGCCGAGGGAAUUCCCGUCCUACCUGGGAGCGCUGACCGGCCGGGAGAAGGUGGCGCUGUAUUGCGACGACCUCUUGAAGGGUUGCAAGGCAGAGGAUGCCAAUGAAGCUGUGAGUAAGUAUCUUGUAGAAAAAUUGAAGAUGAAGGAAAAUUGGCUUGGAAUUUGGAAAACCAACCCAGAACUUUUUUUUGUCAAUUCUGAAGAGAUUCCCAUACCUUUUAUUGGAGUGCUUGUUGAGGUUACUUGUAAACUGCCCAGCAAUCCUUCAGCUAAUUUCAAUGUUUCUGUAUCUAUAGCUGAACCUUUUUCCUCUAAUAUUGCAAAUAUUCCAAAACAGUUAGUUGAUGAAAUAUUAGAAGAAAUGGACUAUUGUGUGCCUCUUUUAGAAGUAUAUCCUGUUGAAGGACAGGAUAGUGUAGUGUUUGAUAUAGCCAAGGCUUUAGAAAUCGUGAGAUUUUUCUAUGACUUUCUUUGGAGAGAUUGGGAUGAUGAUGAAAAUAGUGAGACCUAUGCUGCAUUAAUGGAAGAGAGAAUUAAAAUUUGGUGUGAUAUUCAGAAUGGAAUUAUUCCAGCUCCAAUUGCCCAUCGCUUUAGAAGAAAUUUGGAAAAAUACAAGACUAUGCAUUUGGAAUUAAUUCAAUACCAAAGUAACAUCAAAGAGGAGCCCACAGCAGAAGAAGCUGUUGAAUGUUGGAAAAAAUACUAUGAACUAAUAAUGCUGUGUGGCUUGUUGAAAAUAUGGGAAGAUUUACGUUUAAGAGCUCAUGGACCCCUGGCCCCAAGAAUACUGAAGCGUAGAAAAGGGCACAGGCAGGAUGGGGAAACUGUAACCUACAUUGUUGCAAAAACAGUAACAGCAGAAGUGGCUAAAGAAUUAUCCUCUGAUACAGUUGUUCAACAGAAUGAGAACCUAAACAUAGCUUUGGACCGCUGUUACAGUGGUGAUAAUGUGCUUAUUUUCCCUGGAGAAUAUAAAGCAGCAAACCUGUCCAUGUUAACUGAAGAUAUUAUUAUUAAAGGAGUUGGAAAACCAGAGGAAAUUGUGAUAGUUUCAGAACCUGCUAAUGAGAGUUUUGUAGUAUCUAGGGCUAAAAAUGUCAAAUUCAUGAAUAUUACAUUGCUUCAGCAAGGGACUGUUGAUGGGAUUAUUGUAGUUGAAUCUGGACACACAGUUGUGGAGAAUUGUAUAUUGAAGUGUGAAGGAACUGGUAUUUGUGUACUCAUCGGGGCUUCAUUGACAAUUACAAAUAGUGAAAUUACUGGAGCACAGGGAGCUGGUGUUGAGUUAUAUCCAGGAAGUGUGGCUAUCUUGGAGGAUAACAAAAUUCACCAUUGCAAUAACUUCAGAACGAGUGACUCUUCACGGGGUAGUCUUGGUGGAAUUAACAUAAAGGUCCUCCCUGCUCCUAAAGUAAAGAUGAAAAAUAACCAUAUUUACAGUAACAAUGGUUACGGAGUGACAAUUAUGAAGCCUUCUGAACAGCUGGGCACUACAGCAGAAGAAACAAUGGAAAGUGCUGCGGCAGGAGAUGGAGAAGAUUCUGUUUCUAAACUGAUGCAGGACCUGACCCUUCAGAUAAAUGCAAAUACACUGGAAGACAUUAAAGGCGUCAGCAUGGUUAACUGAAGCUGCAGGGUCUCAUGGUUAAGCUAUGUCCAGUAGCACAAGAUAAAAGUUUAUAUUAAAAAACAUUACUGUAUAACAAAUACUGUUAAAACAGCGGCUUUAUAAACAUUUCAUAGGUAAAGAGAAAGCUGAAAAGUGGU
Molecule: messenger RNA, 1940 nt
Organism: Pseudonaja textilis
Lineage: Eukaryota; Metazoa; Chordata; Lepidosauria; Squamata; Elapidae
Gene: SHCBP1L
Product: SHC binding and spindle associated 1 like
Biological process (GO): male meiosis cytokinesis; spermatogenesis
Cellular component (GO): meiotic spindle
Source: RefSeq, a predicted model, not a curated record